UAUAUGGAGAAUAACACAGAAGUGACAGCAUUCAUCCUGCUAGGACUCUCUGAUACCCCCGAACUCCAGGUUCCCCUAUUUAUCAUAUUCACUCUCAUUUAUCUCAUCAGUAUGGUAGGAAACCUGGGAAUGAUCGCUUUGAUUCUCAUUGACUCUCAUCUUCACACUCCCAUGUACUUUUUCCUCAGUAACCUGUCUCUGGCGGACUUUUGUUAUUCCACAGCCAUCACUCCUAAGGUCAUGUCUGGAUUGCUUAGAGGCAACAAGCUCAUCUCCUACAAUGCAUGUGCUGCACAGAUGUACUUUUUUGUAGCAUUUGCCACUGGGGAAAAUUAUCUCUUGGCAUCAAUGGCCUAUGACCACUAUGCAGCAGUGUGCAAACCACUGCAUUACACCACCACCAUGAUGCCAGGUGUGUGCGCAUCUCUGGCCCUCAGCUCCCACUUCUGUGGUUUCCUAAAUGCCUCGAUCCACAUCAGGGACACAUUCAGUAUCUCUUUCUGUAAGUCCAAUCUAGUCCAUCACUUUUUCUGUGAUGUUCCAGCUGUCAUGAUUCUCUCUUGCUCCGAUAGACAUGUUAGUGAGAUGGUUCUUGUUUUUGUGGCAAGUUUCAACAUCUUUUUUGCUGUAUUUGUUAUCUUGAUUUCUUAUCUCUUCAUAUAUAUCACCAUCCUGAAGAUGCACUCAGCUAAGGGAUACCAGAAGGCUUUAUCCACCUGUGCUUCUCAUCUCAUUACAGUCUCCAUUUUCUAUGGAACUGUCAUUUUCAUGUAUGUACAGCCCAGUUCUAGCCAUUCCAUGGACACAGACAAAAUUGCAUCCGUGUUCUACACCAUAGUCAUUCCCAUGCUGAACCCCCUGGUCUAUAGCUUAAGAAACAAGGAGGUCAAAAGUGCAUUUAAGAGGGUAGUUGAAAAGGCAAAAUUAUCAUUAGGCUUCACUUCUUAA
Molecule: messenger RNA, 948 nt
Organism: Sorex araneus (European shrew)
Lineage: Eukaryota; Metazoa; Chordata; Mammalia; Eulipotyphla; Soricidae
Product: olfactory receptor 5B3-like
Exons: 1
Coding region: 4-948 (314 amino acids)
Biological process (GO): sensory perception of smell; G protein-coupled receptor signaling pathway
Cellular component (GO): membrane
Molecular function (GO): olfactory receptor activity; odorant binding; G protein-coupled receptor activity
Source: RefSeq, a predicted model, not a curated record